GCUGACGAAGUUUGCACGACUUCUGCUUGCGUUACUGCUGCUGCUGGUAUUUUGGCUGAUGUCGAUCAGUCUGUCGACCCUUGCGAGGACUUCUUCCAGUACAGCUGUGGUGGUUGGUUGUCUUCGCACGAUAUCGCUUCUGAUCGCGGUGAUUACUUCACUUCCUCAAUCAUGGCUGAGGAUUCGCAGCGUCUCUCGCGUAACAUCUUGGAAGGUACUUUUGUUGGCUCCUCCGCGGCCGAGCGUGCGAUUUGGGAGAAGGCUUCGGGCGUCUACAGCGCUUGCAUGGACACUGAUCGCAUCGCCGAGGUCGGUGGUGAGCCUAUCUACCCUAUCCUCGAGAAGAUCCAGGCAGUGUACCCUCUCUAUGCCGGCGCUUUGGAGUCUGUGCGAACUUGGGUCGAAGGACCUUCUGAGGUUAUGGUCAAGGACGAGGCGCGUACUUCCGCCAUGGAUUUGACUGAUGCCGUCUUGUACCUCCAAACCAUGGCUAUCACUGCCUUGAUCCAAUUCGACAUCGAUGCCGAUGAUAUGGAUCCUGACUUCACCGUUCUCCGACUGUACCAGGUUAUGAACGGCUUGCCGUCGAAGGAGUACUACACCAGACCCAGUAUCACUAUUCCUUACACCGAUGCCAUCAAGCAGGUUUUCGCUAAUGUGUUGGCGGAUGUCAACACAACGCUCACUCCUCGUCAGCUCGAUGAUCGCUACGCUGCUCUUGCGGAGCAGGUCGUUGAGUUUGAGGCCCAACUGGCUGCGAUCAGUCUUGAUUUCGAGGAACUCUUUGAUGGAUCAAAGACGUAUCAUCCGUUCACCAUCAGCGAUUUGCAGAAGACCUUCACUCCUGUCGAGUUUACUUAUUUGAUCCAGUCGAUGACGGGCUCGCCUACCAUGCCUGGUCAGGUCAUUGUCACCUACCCCCAGUACCUCAUCGACUUGAACAAGCUCAUCCCCACAGUCUCUCGUGAGACACUGCAGACUUACUUCAUGUGGAAGGCUAUCGAGGUCUAUGCCGGGCAUCUUUCCGACUCUGUGGCCAGACCUGUUACCGAGUUCCGCAACGCUCUUCGAGGAAUCAGCUCGACUGUUCGUCCUGAUCGGUGGAAGACCUGCGUCGCUGAGGUUGACUCUCUCACCGGUUGGAUUCUUGGAAAGUACUACACUGACCGGGCAUUCUCUCCCGUGGCAAAGGAGAUGGGAGAGGAGAUUAUCAACGGUAUCAAGGAUGCUUUCGUUGACAAGUUGAAUGUCUUGCCCUGGAUGGAUGUGAAUACCAAGGGAGUCGCUAUCGAGAAGGUCCACAGACUAGUCCAGAAGAUUGGAUAUCCUGACCAGUCGCCCGACAUCAAGUCUGCCGAUAGUCUAGCUGACUACUACAAGGAUCUCAAGAUUUCUGCCACCGACUACUUUGGAAACUACAAGUCUGCCCGUAUGCAGGCUGCCGUCGAUGAAUGGCAAUCUCUCGGAAAACCCACCGAUCGUGCGGCCUGGGGCAUGACCCCUUCCACGGUCAACGCGUACUACAACCCUCCUCUUGGCGAGAUUGUCUUCCCUGCUGGUAUCCUCCAGCCUCCUGUGUUCUCUGAGCACCAACCGUCCUACAUGAACUACGGUGCCUUUGGUGCGGUCGCCGGACACGAGCUUUCUCACGCCUUUGACAACCAGGGUCGUGCUUACGACGAGAACGGACGUCUUCAUGACUGGUGGACUCCCAAGACUUCCCAGGAGUUUGAUACUCGCGCGCAGUGCUUCAUCGAUCAGUACUCUGAGUACACUGUCGUUGAUGACGAGGGCAAUGUUCUCCAUGUUAACGGCAAAUUCACCGAGGGUGAGAACAUUGCCGAUAACGGUGGAAUCGCCGCCGCUUUCAACGCCUGGAAGACCCAUGAGGCUAGAGAGCCAAGUCCCCUGCUCCCGGGUGUGAACAUGACCAAGGAGCAGCUCUUCUUUGUCAACUACGCUAGAUGGUGGUGUGGAAAGACCAGACCGGGCACUGCUGCUCAGAGAAUCUACACCGAUCCCCACUCUCCCAGUUUUGUGCGUGUUUUGGCUGCCGCCGAGGACUCGCAGGACUUUAUCGAUGCAUUCCAGUGCAAGAAUAAGUCUCCUCGAUGUGUUCUUUGGUAA
This is a messenger RNA of Myxozyma melibiosi, 2127 nucleotides long. RefSeq names its product endothelin-converting enzyme. Lineage: Eukaryota; Fungi; Ascomycota; Lipomycetes; Lipomycetales; Lipomycetaceae. Gene Ontology annotation, molecular function: metalloendopeptidase activity. The annotation marks the transcript as partial. The record is from RefSeq and is a predicted model, not a curated record. The transcript has 2 exons. Gene Ontology annotation, biological process: protein processing. Gene Ontology annotation, cellular component: plasma membrane.